GAACACCCCGCCCCACCGUUGAGUAGAAGACAUUUUUGCUUUCGUUUUUCGCUCGCGAAGCAGUGUAAUUUGGAUAAAUAUACAAUUACUUUAGAGUACAGAAACUAACUGAAGGUAAAAUCAAGAAGAUGUUUUCCUUCGCAGUUGUCGUCGGUCUGCUCUGCGUCCUCCCUUCAGAAGCCAAAGAGUCUGCACCCAAUGUACAGGUGUACAGCCGAGAACCAGGAACAAUCGGGAAAGCCAACACCCUCAUCUGCCAUGUGAGCAACUUCUAUCCACCAGAAAUCAACAUUGAACUGCUCAAGGAUGGAAAAGUGAUGUCCUCAGCUAAUCAGACUGAACUGAUCUUCGGUGAGAAGUGGGACUACUACCUAACAAAACAUGUGCCCUUCACCCCAUUGGCAAACGAGAAGUUCAUCUGCAAGGUGGUUCACUUGGGAAAAUCCAAUGACUACUUCUGGGAAUCAGAUAUGUAAGCUCCAGGUAUCACGGAGAUGAAGAAGAUGGGGCUGAUGUGUCUAUAAUCUUAGGUUUCAUUGCGGAAAGUUGAGCUUCAUCAAAGAGGGAUAAUAUUGCCCUUAAAAUCAGUUGUGUGCUUUUGCAUCAGAAAUACCAAAUGGCAAUAAAGCUGUGAAUCUUAGUGUGCAGCCAGCCAGGGAUGGAUCAUAUCAAUAAAUAAGGUAUAGGAGAAGUGAUCACAAAGUUAAAUACAAAAUGACAUGAAUGCCUGCUCUAUUAAAUCUUUUAAAAUAAUGUGCAUAAACAGAAUAUAAAAUCAGUUUUUAGUAACCUUGAAUUAUGGGUUUUGGUUUCGGCUUUUGCUGUCAGACAGUUUGUUCCAUAUGAAAAAUGUUGCUUCAUGAAGCUUUUAUAAAUGAAACCAUCACCAACACUGAUUAUUGGAGAUGUUUGCCUUCCUGUGUUUUGUUGAUUGAUCUGUAAAAGUUUUAUAUAUUUCAUCUUAACUCAUUAAUUAGCUUGUGCACAUUUUUAUCUUGUGAAUCUUUAAGAGAGGAUUAAGCCUAUUAGUUUCCAUCUUAUUAAGCAUAAUUACUCCAAAACCUGAGCACUUUUCUUGUUUUUUUAUGAACUAUAUACAGUACUACUCUGUUUGACAUAUUAGGCUCAGAUUGACUCUGUAAAUGUAUUUCAAACAUGGUCAGAUAAUAAAAAUGUUCAUGAAACUUCA
Molecule: messenger RNA, 1189 nt
Organism: Cottoperca gobio
Lineage: Eukaryota; Metazoa; Chordata; Actinopteri; Perciformes; Bovichtidae
Product: beta-2-microglobulin-like
Exons: 4
Coding region: 129-476 (115 amino acids)
Source: RefSeq, a predicted model, not a curated record